GCGUGACCUUGCAAUAAACUUGGAGCGAGGCCUGUUGUUGGUAGAGGCAUUGUGCCUGGUCGUUUUGCGACCUGGAGUGCGCCUUUCCGGUGGAUGUCGCAAUGCCUUUGAAUCCCUCAAGUUGAAAGUGGUGGCCUGGACGCCCAAUGAUGGAUCAUUUUUGCAAGAAGUCUCUUCAGUCAAGCACGUCAUUUGGUUUGAUUCCACCCCGGAAAGUCUUGACCAGAUGAUUCACUUGGACAACAAGGCAGACCAGGAUGAUUACAUCCUUGGCACUCGUAUGUAUGGCGGAUUUGUGGCAGGCAUUGAGUGGCUGGACCACUGUGUGAAGCAUAAGCUGGUGAUCCGGCCAGUACUUUGCCUGAAGUCUGCAUUGACGUUGAAACAAGAGUUGGUGAUCCACAAGAGCCUGCGUCAGAAGACGUUGGUCGAAACCAUCGCUAAUUGUGUUCAAGCAGACGCUGCAAGAUCGGGUGCUGUCGGCAUGGUGUUCCAUGGUGCCAGGAAAAAAUUGACCAAGAAGAAUUCUUGGUGCGUGGUGGGCAAGGAGCAGCUCAAGAAGCUGAAGGAGGAGCAUGUUGAGAAGAAGCACCUUGGGUAUGUCAUCGACUUCCUAAACUUUAUCUUCCGAUGUACCCUGUAG
Durusdinium trenchii is the source of this 643-nucleotide messenger RNA. The record is from the annotation of a GenBank genome assembly. NCBI's taxonomy places the organism in Eukaryota, Dinophyceae, Suessiales, Symbiodiniaceae.